This is a messenger RNA of Penicillium mononematosum, 1050 nucleotides long. RefSeq lists its product as uncharacterized. Gene Ontology annotation, biological process: carbohydrate metabolic process. The transcript is spliced from 4 exons. Bases 1 to 1050 code for a protein of 349 amino acids. Lineage: Eukaryota; Fungi; Ascomycota; Eurotiomycetes; Eurotiales; Aspergillaceae. The record is from RefSeq and is a predicted model, not a curated record.
AUGAAGCUCCUCACUCUCUCCCUCCUGGCCGCCUCCCCGGCGGCAGCGCGGUCUUACCUCUCCUGGAUGGCCGAUUCCUGGAUCCUCAACAACCAGGAACAUGAAGGUCCAUACUGGUACGGGCGCGCAACCAUCUACGAAGGCUACGAGGCAGCCUACUCACUGUACGGCAACGAGACCCUGCUGGACUGGUACCACUCGCAAAUCGACGAGGUGGUCGCUCCUGACGGCUCAAUUGUCGACUUCAACGAGACCGCCUCAGGGGAGGAGAAGUACCGGCUUGCUGCGGAUCGCAUCCGGGCGAUGCUGGACCGACACCCGCGCACGCCGACAGGCGGGUUCUGGCACCGGGCGCCGAUCUAUGCGAAUCAGAUGUGGCUGGAUGGGAUUUUCAUGGCGGACGUAUUUUACGCCAAAUGGACGGCGCUAUUCGAUGCGCAGAAUGUCACUGCCUGGGAGGAUAUUGUGCUGCAGUGGGAUAAGAUCGAGGCGGCUACGAGAGAUGAGCCGACCGGUCUGCUUGUGCAUGGCUUCGACGAAAGCAAGACGGCUGUAUGGGCUGACCCGGUGGAUGGUGCGUCGCCGCUCGUCUGGAACCGGGCUGUCGGGUGGUAUUUUGUCUCCCUGAUUGAGGUCCUUGAUGUCUAUCCCAAGCAUCUGGAUGGAUACCAGCGGCUGCUGGGUUACUAUAAGAGACUCGCACGAGGUCUUCUCCAGACGCAGGACCCAAAGGUCCAUGGCUGGAAGCUAAUCCUGAGCAAGGCAAUGUUCGCCUAUGGUUGGCUUGCCGGUUUGCGACGAGGCUAUAUUGACGAAAGGACCUAUGGACGGCCCGCAGCGAGAGCGUAUAACCACCUGAUUGAUGACUUUGUGACGAAGCAUCAGAAUGGAACGUUGACCUGGGAGGGAACGGUACGCGUUGGCUCGCUGAACAGUGAUGCCAGUUUUGAGUACUACACCGACAUUCCAGUUGUCCCGAAUGAUACGAGAGGCGUCGGUCCUUUCUUGCUUGCUUCUUAUGAGUGGGAGCUUCGACAGAAGCGGUCGUGA